AUGUUGCCUUUCCUCCUUAAUCCCAAUUUUCAUUCCCUAACUCGCCUUUUAAUCCCAAUUUUUCCAUACUUUGUUUUUGUUCAUUAUAACAUAAUAUUAUUACUUUUAUGUUUCAUCUUCAACUCCUACAUAAUCUAUUAUUAUUAUGAUUAUUAUUAUUCCUUUUCUUCUUUCCUCGUCCUAUUAUUAUUACUACUCCUUUUCCUCUUCCCUUCACACCAUUAUUACUAUGCCUUUUCUCCUUCCCUCGCAUCCUAUUAUUAUUAUUAUACCUUUUCUCCUUCCCUCGCAUCCUAUUAUUAUUAUUAUACCUUUUCUCCUUCCCUCGCGUCCUAUUAUUAUUAUUAUACCUUUUCUCCUUCCCUCGCAUCCUAUUAUUAUUAUUAUACCUUUUCUUCUUCCCUCUCAUUAUUUUAUUAUUAUGCCUUUUCUCUUUCCCUCUCAUUAUUUUAUUAUUAUGCCUUUUCUCUUUCCCACUCAUUAUUUUAUUAUUAUGCUUUUUCUCCUUCCUUUUCAUUAUUUUAUUAUGCCUUUUCUCCUAUUAUUUUUGUUAUGAGUUUUCUUCUUUCCUCUCAUCCUAUUAUUAUUAUUCCUUUUCUUCUUCUCACUCAUCAUUUUAUUAUUAUGCCUUUUCUCCUACCCUCUCAUACUACUGUUAUUCUUUUUCUUCUUUGCACUCAUCCCAUUAUCAUUAUUAUUAUUUUUUCCUCAUCCAUUAUUAUUAUUAUUACUUCCUGA
This is a messenger RNA of Acanthosepion pharaonis, 738 nucleotides long. NCBI's taxonomy places the organism in Eukaryota, Metazoa, Mollusca, Cephalopoda, Sepiida, Sepiidae. The record is from the annotation of a GenBank genome assembly.